ACGUCUCUCUAUACAUAUUCAUUAAUUGUAUGUGGAUUAGGCGUCAUUACAUUUAACACCAACAUAACAGUAUCUUACACUGUUACUCUGUUUUUUACUGAUGUGCCUGUUUAAUAUAUGGGGAAAUAUUCUCACGUUUAUUUUCAAGCGAGCAUUUUCCAAACUAGUUUUCGGUUCAACCGCCCAAUCAGCAGCUGCAAGGUAUUUUAUGAGAAUACGUGCAUCCAAGCAAAAGAAAAAAUCUAAAUCGAACUCUUCCAAAACCCCAGAUUCAAGAAGCAAAACAAAUAGCCAAAGAACUCACAGACAUCGUUAGCUUGCUUUCUCAUUAAUUUCAAUUGACAAAGGUUUAUCUGAAUUAUAUUUGCUUGGAAAUAUUUUCCUCAGCAACAACUAACCAAGAAAUUUGGACUUAUAUAAAUUAAUCUUCAUCGAGAAAUUACAUCUUCCUUGAAACUGUUCUUCUUAAACUGAACUUUGCUUUUUUCCCGAAUUAGUCUUCCUAUAGACGCUACACUCUUGAGAAGAAAUGCCCUCUUGCUGUAUUGAAUUUCCUAAGGAUUAACUUGGCUUGAAUUUAAAUCUUCAAAUUGAUAUCCAUACGAGAUUAUUCUACUGCGAAACUUGAUUUUUCGUUGAAAUUAGUAUUAUUGUAAAACGAAUUUACUUGUGCAACAGACUCUACGUUAAAAGUAAUCUAGUCGAGAGGUCGUACUGAGUGUGUCAGCGAAAAUGGCCAGGUCAGAAAAGAGCGAGAAGUGGCGUCGUCGGUUCCGUUACGCAAUUACUGUCAUUGGACCUUGUUUGAUUAUUUUCCUUGUUGCAUUUUGCUGCUUAUGCAGAUGUUAACCAGAGAAAAUGCCAUGUAUUCAUGUAGAACGUGCUAAAACACAAAUAGCAAAUCUUUUUUAUUCAGCAUGGAUAUCCAACACUUUGACAAAGAAAAACCCCAAACAUGAUAAAUUAACAUGGGACAUUCAUUUCUGGCUUGGUACUGAAUGUUCUAAGGAUGAACAAGGAGUUGCUGCUUACAAAACAGUGGAAUUGGACGACCAUUUGGGAGGAGCACCCGUGCAGUAUCGUGAGGUCCAGAACCACGAAUCCCAGUUGUUUCUGUCAUACUUUAAAAAAGGCAUAACGUACCUCAGUGGAGGAAUUGAAAGUGGUUUCCGUAAAGUAGAAAGAAAUGUCUAUGAAAAAAGACUACUUCAUGUGAAAGGCAAAAGAAACGUCCGCGUAACACAGGUAAAAUGUGACGUUAGUUCUUUGAACAAAGGGGAUGUAUUUAUCUUGGAUUGCGGAGAGAAAAUCUACAUUUGGACAGGACCAAAGAGCCGAGGAACAGAACGCUUAAAGGGUAUGGAUGUUGCCAAGCGUAUAAGAGAUGAAGAACGUUUCGGAAAGGCUACUAUACGAAUUGUAGAUAAAAAAUGGGAUUCCGAUUCAGAAUUUUUCAAAGACUUAGGUUCCCGUGGUGCUAUAAGUGCUGAAGAUUCUGCAGUCGAUGAUGACGAAUUUGAGAAGAACCAAAACAAACUUCAUAAAUUAUAUAGGGUUUGCGAUGCUGAUGGAAGAAUUGAAACAACCGAGGUCGGUGAGCGCCCACUUCAAAGUGAUAUGCUUGAUUCCAACGAUUGUUUUAUUUUAGAUACUGGUUCUAGUGGAAUAUUUGUCUGGAUCGGAAAAAAUUGUACGGCAAAUGAACGAAAAUCUGGCUGGAAAUUGGCUAUGGAAUUUAUCGACAAUAAAAACUACCCUGAAUGGACUCAGGUGACCCGAGUGGUUGAGCAAGGUGAGACUCCACUGUUUAAGCAAUACUUUGAAGGGUGGACAGAACCACAAAUGGUAAUUGGUAAAGCAAGAGCCUAUUCUAUUGGAAGCAUAGCCAGAGCCAACAGAGGUAAAUUUGAUGCGAAGAUCCUACAUAAACAUAAAUCAUUUAAUGAAAACGAUCAGCUUCCCGAUGAUGGAAGUGGUUUAUUAACGAUAUGGUAUGUAUACGACAAAAAACUGAAUGUAGUCCCAAGUGAGGAAUUUGGGACAUUUUAUAAUGGAGCCUGUUAUAUCAUCUUAUAUGUUUGCUGUGGAGCAGGCGGUGACGGUUCUCAGAUAUUAUAUUUCUGGCAGGGUUGUAAGAGUUCGGAAGAUAAUAUUGCAGCAUGUGCUAUGAUGGUACAAACGAUCGACUACAAAGAAGUCAAUGGAAAAGCGGUACAGGUACGAAUCACUCAAAAUCAAGAACCGGAACAUUUCCUUCGAAUAUUUCAUGGGAAAUUGAUCGUGCUAAAGGGUGAUGGCAGGAAGAUGAAUGAUCUUAAUAAUAAAACUAUGUUAUUUCACGUUCGAGGCUACUCGGAGUAUAAUACACGAGCUAUGCAGGUUGAACCCGUUGCUUCAUCUUUGAACUCAAACGAUGCUUUUGUUUUAAUUCACCAGGACUACUCAUAUCUCUGGCUUGGCAGGGAAGCCAAUAGUGAGGAACAAAAAAUGGCGAGAAAUGUAAUGAGAUAUCUUACAAAUAUCAGUGAACCGGCCGUAAUACUUGAAGGCAAAGAACCGGAUAAAUUUUGGGAAAUUUUAGGAGGCAAGCAGGAUUACGCCACAGAAACAGUUUCUCAGGUAAAUGGGAUAGAAAUGCCACCACGAUUGUUCCACUGUUCUAAUGCUUCAGGGUAUUAUAAAGUUGAAGAAAUUGCCAAUUUUAGCCAAGAGGACCUUUAUGAAGAUGAUGUUAUGCUUUUGGAUACAUUUAAAGAGAUUUAUGUCUGGAUUGGUAAAGGCGCAAACGAAGAAGAAAAAAGAGAAUCUUUAGAAACAGCCAUGGAUUACAUUAAAACUGAUCCGACCGGUAGAACUGUUGAUACUACACUGAUUGUUCAAGUAAAACAAGGAUCGGAGCCUUUCAAGUUCAGAGGUUGUUUCAUCGAAUGGGACCCCAAACGUUGGGCAAAAGCAAAAUCAUACGACGAGGCUAAGCAGGAAUUAGAAAGAGAGAACGCUGGCAUUGCUUUUGUCCGUGACGAACUCUCACAGUACACAAAGAAAUAUCCCAUAGAGCAACUGCGCCGCCAGUUUCUACCGAAAGAAAUCGAUCGAACCAACAAAGAAAAAUAUCUUUCAAACGAGGAUUUCCAGAAAAUAUUCAAAAUGACUCCAGAAGAAUUUUACUCAAAACCAACAUGGAAGCAAGUUGAACUGAAGAAACAAAAUGAUCUUUUUUAACAUAGAAAAGCUUU
Molecule: messenger RNA, 3236 nt
Organism: Octopus sinensis (East Asian common octopus)
Lineage: Eukaryota; Metazoa; Mollusca; Cephalopoda; Octopoda; Octopodidae
Product: advillin
Exons: 26
Coding region: 859-3222 (787 amino acids)
Biological process (GO): barbed-end actin filament capping; actin filament severing; actin polymerization or depolymerization
Cellular component (GO): actin cytoskeleton; cytoplasm
Molecular function (GO): actin filament binding; phosphatidylinositol-4,5-bisphosphate binding
Source: RefSeq, a predicted model, not a curated record